This is a messenger RNA of Myotis myotis, 1656 nucleotides long. RefSeq names its product proline-rich protein 33-like. The record is from RefSeq and is a predicted model, not a curated record. Lineage: Eukaryota; Metazoa; Chordata; Mammalia; Chiroptera; Vespertilionidae. Bases 65 to 1516 code for a protein of 483 amino acids. The transcript has 2 exons.
GACACACCAGCAGGCACUGCUGGCCAGGCGGCGGGACUCAGAGGGCCUCCAACAGAGUGCCACAAUGCUCAUCUCUGCUGCCUCGACGCCCCCUGAAGCGGUGGGCCUGUGCCUCCAGGGGCCCCCUGCGCCCCCACCGCCCCUGCUACCGAAGCCCGGCAAGGACAACCUGGUUCUGCAGAAGCUUCUGAGAAAGGCGGCCCGGAAAAAGGGGGCCGGGGGAGGGCCCUCGGCCCCCACAGGGGCGUUCCGCACCUCCCUGUCCCCCGUGAGCGAGGCCAGCCACGACCAAGAGCCCACAGCCCCACACCCCGCCCAGGCCCCAAGCACGGCUGCCACCCUGCCCCGCGCCCCCCACGCCCCCGUCACCCGCCGUGUGCCCUCACCCCUGCAGAAGUCCACGCUCGCCCUCAGCUUCCCCCUGCACAGGAGCCGAACCUCUCCCCUCACGGCCCCGGGGCCCCUGCUCACAACCCCGGCCCCGGCCCGGGGACCCAGCGGCUUUGCCCGUGUCUCAGCACCCGCGGUGGGGGACACCCACAUCAGCCGGGUGCACAUCCAGCUGGUGCCAUCCCCGGGGGCCGGGGCCCCUGAGCCUCCCCCGAUGGCACCUGAUGGGGGGUCUGGCGGCCAGGACCGAGACACAGCCCCUUGCCCUCCUGGAGCCCAGCCCCGGGUCCCGGUUGCCCACAUCCGCCCUCUUCCUACUGGGGCCCAGGCGGCCAAGCCCUGGCCAGAGGCGGCCCCUGUGCCCAGGCCACCCCCUGGCUUCCUGGCUGCGGGGCCCAGACAGGCCAGCACCCGGGUCGUGGUGCCCAUAGCGCCUACCUAUCGCUCGCCGGGGCCCUCGCCUGCUAGGCCGGCCCCUGUGGACCCCGAGGCUGAGCACCUGGAGGAGCCCCCCACUGCUGGCCCCACCGCAGAGCCCCAGCAGGUAUCCAGCCCUCAAGGGGCCUGGUUGCCCGCCUCAACCUCAGGCCCCCACGCCUGCCCUGUCCCCAAAGUUGCGCCCAAGCCCCGGCUCAGUGGGUGGACGCGCCUCAAGAAGCAGCUGAUGGAGGAGGUGGAGGAGGCCCCGUUCCUGAGGCUGGAGCGGAGCCCCGAGCAGAUGGAGCAGGAGAAGACGGCCCCCGCCGACCCAGCCCCCCAGUCCCUCGCCGACCCAGACCCCCGGCCUCCCACUGACCCGGCCCUCCCACCUCCCGUGGACUUGGCCCCUCAGUCGUCCGUGGACCCGGCGCCUCGGCCCCCCGCCUCCCGGGCCUCCAAGCUGUGGGAUGCGGUUCUGUACCGCAUGUCAGUGGCCGAGUCCCACAACAGCCAGGCGGGGCCUGGGGAUUGGCUGUGCGCCCCGCCCGGCCUGGGCCGCCUGCCCUUUCUGUGCCGACCGCGCUUCAACGCCCGGAAGCUGCAGGAGGUGGCCGCCCGGCCCCCUCCCACCAUCCACUCCGUCCUGGAGCUGAGCCCCCCGCCCAAGAACUUCAACCGCACCGCGGCCGGCUGGAGGCUCCGGUGAAUGGCCGGCUGGGGCGGCCCCAGGCCUAGGACCAUGCUGGACAGGAGGGGCCACAGCCAGUGAAGAGGCUGCAUGGACCUGGGAAGGGCCCGGGGGCGGCGGGGCUGUCAGGAGGGACAGGGGCAUGAGGAUGGGGAAGU